This is a messenger RNA of Dacryopinax primogenitus, 1089 nucleotides long. RefSeq lists its product as uncharacterized. NCBI's taxonomy places the organism in Eukaryota, Fungi, Basidiomycota, Dacrymycetes, Dacrymycetales, Dacrymycetaceae. The transcript is spliced from 6 exons. The record is from RefSeq and is a predicted model, not a curated record. The coding region runs from base 1 to 1089 and encodes 362 amino acids.
AUGGCAAUCAUUCCCGUGCUGGAAAGCGCACAAUUCAUCUGUAAAGAUAACCCGCAUAUUACGAUCAACGAACAAGCCAUACCCGCUAUCGCACGUGAACUUUCAGAGACGCUCAAGACUUACACUCCGCACGUCUGGCGAGAACAGUCGCUGCACAACAUACCCGUCGUACCAUACGAUCCUUACCACCGUUCCACAUGGGAAACUCUAGACUGGCUCUUCUUCAUCUCAACACUUAAUUUUUCAUUCUGGUCUGAUGCUGGCUCUGUGCGCCGUUUUGCGGUCGACUGGAACGGACAGACAUGGGAUGGUUACUACUCGCUGCUUGCAGUGGUGAAACGUGCACUGGAGGCCGGAGUGCCGAUCACAAGUCCAAGCUUCUACGGCGACCCCGCGAAAUGCUCUGAUAAACAGCUGAGAAAGUUUUUUGCGCCAUGCGACGACAAGUUGCCCCGCGAGAAUCUUCCGCUCAUGAAUCAGCGAAUCAAGUUCCUGCGGGAAGUCGGCGGCAUCCUCAACCAGCAUUAUGGGGGUUCCUUCGCUGGUUUCCUGAAUGAAUGGGGUGAAAAGUAUGGAUCCUUACGUUCUGCACUACAACUGGUUCAAAUGGUGGCCGACACCUUUCCAUGCUACCGCGACCAAUGGCCGUAUAAAGGCCAAGUAGUAAAACUGUGGAAGAGAGCCCAGAUUCUCGUGGCGGAAACCUGGGCUGCCUUCCAUCCUACAGACCCCAGCCUCCCACACCCCAUUUUCCCCCACGGUAUCCGCGAAUUGACGAUGUUUGCUGACUACCGGGUACCCCAGCUGUUGAUGCACUACGACCUACUCAUCCCCUCUCCCUCUCUCUCGCUCAAGCUCUCUACUAAAGCUGAUAUUUCUCCUGGUGCAGAAGAGGAGAUCGCUAUCCGCGGCGCGUCGGUGCUCUCUGUCAACCUCCUACGGCAGGAAGUACAGCGCCUCCGCGGUAAGGAGUCGGACGACACGAGCGACGUGAUGCUCGAUUUCUGUUUGUGGGACGAGGCGAAGCGCCUCGAAAGGAUGGGGGUGGAAAUGCCCGAGGCGAUGAGAGUUCGCGGUGUAUUUUACUGA